UUACCGAGACAGGUUUUACAAAAGUUUUUUAUCAAUCUGGGAAAAUAUAGAUGAGAACGAUUUGUGCUUGGCAUCUGUAUGCGUUAGAUGUUUUUAAAAAGUUAAAUUAAGAUCAAUUUUGAUAUAAAAAGAGCUAUAUUUCCCGCAGGCCGUUAGUUUACCAUUUAUCCCGCAAUUUGGGUUUGAAAUCCGCCAGAUCUAGCCGGCAAAAAGCUAAAUUGGCAACGCUGGUAAUAGAGUGCAUGUUGAGCCGGCAAUAAUUUUAAUUUAAUAAAAUGGACCUACACACGCUGCUGCAACGUGCCCAGAACCUGACGAAUGAGGCCAAAGCGGAUUGCGAACUGCCUCCGGUGGAGAGGACGCUCCAGCAGGUCCUGCAGGCCACCAACGAGCUGCAUGCGCGCGUCACACAAACAGGCGGGAAGGAGAUUCAGGCGCACAUCUUGCUGGGCUCCAAGGGCGUGGACCUGCCCAAGCUUAACCAGAAGCUGGAGGCACUGAGUGCACGCAAAACCUUCGAACCCCUGGACGUGGUGAAGGCCGACACAGAUGUGUGCACCUUUCUCAAGACCGAGCGCGAGAAUGCCAUUCUCUCGGUUAUCGAGGACACUAACAAGAAUAUCAGCGACUCGGUGAGCAAGCAGAAGUGGGCCACCAUGAACAGCGUGUGGAACGAGGAGAAGACCCGGUUGCUGGACGCCCUGGUGGCUCCCUCCCAGAACUUUAUCGACCUUCAGCGCCUGCCCGAGCCCACCAUUUUGAAUCAACACUGCCAGCCGCGUUCCUACCUCGACGGCAUGGAACUUUUGUACGCCCAGGAGAUUCGUCAGUACAAUGAGCUGCUGCUGAAAGGCAGCAACCGUCCAAACCUCGUGCAGAAGUUCGCCCAACUUUCCAGCAGUUUUCGGGAUCCGCAGCUCACGGACAUGUGGACCCUUUUGGCCUGUGUCACCCAAGUGACCGAACCGCUAAAUUGCGAUCCGGUCAAAACCCGUCAACAGCGACCAGAGUUCGUGGCCCAUGCAAAGUCCUACUUGGAGCGGCGUUACAAGCUAUACAUGUCGUCGCAGGCAGGUGGCUGUUCUUCCAGCUCACAGCUAGUACUGGCCUACGUGUGCCACCGGUUCAGUCCCCAGCAGACCAUUGGCCUCGUGGAUACGGUGGGCGGCAAGCCCCUGUGGCCGCUUGUCUACUACGGUCUGCGCUGUGGAUCCACCGCGACGGCGGUCACUUUCCUGCGGGAGGCGGGAGCCAGUCACGACGACUUUGCGCAACUGAUUGAGGACAGGAAUGCGGGUGAGAGUAAUUCCCGGAUCGAGAGCCAGCUGAGACUGCAGUACGCCAACAAGAUUCGCAACUCCACGGAUGCGUACAAGAAAGCCGUUUACUGCAUUCUUCUGGGCUGCGACGUCAACGAAGUGCACGGUGAGGUGGCCAAGACCAUUGACGAUUUCCUGUGGAUCCGGCUCUCCAUGCUUCGUCCUGGUGACGCCGUCGGCUACGGUCAGCUGCAGACGCUGAUUCUGGAUAAAUACGGCGAGAAGUACUUUAAUGCUAGCCAGCAGCCGUACCUCUACUUCCAGACCCUCGCCCUCACGGGGCAGUUUGAGGCCUCCAUCGAGUUCAUGGCUCGGCGGGACAGCACCCGUGUCCAUGCUGUCCACAUGGCCAUAGCCCUGCACGAGUUGGGCAUGCUGGGCGGAGCUCGCAGCGUUUCGCAGCCACUGCUCUCCAUCGAUAUCGUCGAUCCGCAGCCAUUGCGUCGCCUAAACCUAUCUCGUCUCAUCCGGCACUAUGUGCAGCGUUUCGAACGCACGGACACCACGGAGGCCCUGCACUAUUACUACACUCUGCGGUGCUUAAGGGAUCCCAAGGGACGAAACAUGUUCCUCACGUGCGUCUGCGAUCUGGUGGUGGACAGUGGUGUCUUGGACACCUCCAGAUUCGACCUAAUAUUCGGCCCGCGGCAGGCUGAGGUUGACCAGGAUGAGGUUACAGGUGGCCUUUUCCAUCAAUUCGAUUGCCCGGAGUUUGACACCCGUACCAUGGCCGGAGUUGUUGCCGAAGAGUUGGCUUCGCGCGGCAACUUUGAGAUGGCGGUGCGUCUUUACGAGAUGGCUGGCAGGUAUAAUCUUGCCCUGAAGCACUUGUCCAUUCUGCUGGCCCAAGUGGUUCAGCUGCCCACCGUGGAGGGAUCGUUGCGGGCACGGCUGGAGCCAGAGGCGGAACGCUUUAGCCGGCUCUUGGCCAGCGAUAGCAUCGAAGUGGAGCCAAAGAUGAGGUGCAGCUUUGUGCUGCUAAAGGAUCUGCUCAUUUUCUUCAACUAUUUUCACGAGGGUAUACUCGAUGCUGCCUUGGAACAGCUGCAGCGCACCCGACUGAUGCCCAGCACAAGCGACGACGUGGAGCUCUGUCUGGCCAAUGUGAAGCGCCUCAGCGGUGAGGUGAUCAAGGUGGUGCCCGACGUAAUUGUGGCAGCCAUGGAGAUUACCCACAAACAGUACAAAAAGUUGAAGGCGGACGGAAACGUUGGCGCUCUGGAACAGCGUGAGGUGCAGUCGCUGCGGGAGCGGGCCAAGGCACUGUCCAACAUGGCCGCAACAAUGCCGUAUCGUCUGCCGUACGACACCAACCGGCGGCUGAUGCAGCUGGAACUGGUGAUGCACUGAAUAAAGGUAUUUUAAGCUCUGAA
Messenger RNA from Drosophila serrata, 2692 nucleotides. RefSeq names its product Nucleoporin 93kD-2 (gene Nup93-2). Gene Ontology annotation, molecular function: structural constituent of nuclear pore. Gene Ontology annotation, biological process: protein import into nucleus; poly(A)+ mRNA export from nucleus. The record is from RefSeq and is a predicted model, not a curated record. Gene Ontology annotation, cellular component: nuclear pore. NCBI's taxonomy places the organism in Eukaryota, Metazoa, Arthropoda, Insecta, Diptera, Drosophilidae.